Anolis carolinensis (green anole) is the source of this 6104-nucleotide messenger RNA. RefSeq lists its product as uncharacterized. The record is from RefSeq and is a predicted model, not a curated record. Gene Ontology annotation, biological process: DNA integration. The transcript has a single exon. Gene Ontology annotation, molecular function: zinc ion binding; nucleic acid binding. Lineage: Eukaryota; Metazoa; Chordata; Lepidosauria; Squamata; Anolidae. The coding region runs from base 1401 to 5312 and encodes 1303 amino acids.
UAAAGGUACUGUGGAGAAGUCAUAGUUAUUGUGUUUAAUUUUUGUCUGUUGGAGUGUGUAUUUGUGUUUUAGUUAACAGUAGCCAUUUUGGAACAUGAGUAAAGCAGCGGACAUUUUGUUUCAUUUCACAGUGGUUGGGUUGCCAUGGAGAUGAAGCUGGUUAGCUCAUGAGAGAGAAGUGGGCGGAGCCAAGGAAAGGAGAGCGGUUUUUUUAAAAAAAGAAGAGAAGCCAGUUCAGUUGGGAGUUGAGAGUUGGGAGUUGAGAGUUGGGAGUUGAGAGGGGAGAGUGUGUGGGAGAGAAGGAGAGGGUGUGUGUGUGCAUGGCUGUAGGCUUGUUCAGUCAGAAAGUACUGAAAAGAUAGGCCUGGCACAGAAACCUUUAGUCAGGACAGACUAAAGGGAAUCUAGUAAGAUCUCUAGUGGGGAAAAAUCUAGGGAUCUGAGAUUUGAUCGGUAUUGGAUCAAAUUAUUAGUCUUAUUGUAGUGGGGACAUUGUCCACGAAGGAACUCGACUGUGGUUAGGGUUCGCUACAAUUUGGUAACAUCAGUAAGAAAGUGGAAGAAGAUUUACACCAAAGUCUACGGUUAUAGAGUUAUUAAGCCACUUGUCUAUUUAGAGUUAUAUAAGUUAUUCAACCAAACCCGCAACUAAGCUUUGUACAAAUAAAUUUGUUGUUAUUUGUUAAUAUCUGUCUCAUCUCAUUCCAUUUGCGUCUGUGGAGCUAAGUUUCAUCAGUAUUAAUUCAAAAAAAAAAAAACCUCACAUUGGUGGCAGUUAAUUGAAUAAAUCACACACACAGUAUAUAAUUGGUGGCAGCGUAUAGAGAUUUAGUGUAACACUUAAGUUUAGUUUACAUCAUUUCAAAUUGGUGAUAGGGGUGGGAUCUGAAAGUAUUCCCCUCUGUCUGACACCUUUUUCACAUUGGUGGCAGUGGCGGGAUUCGUGUAACAUCCCUGAUUUAGUGCCUUAAGAUCGCUUAUAGAAGAAAACCGUGAGGUAAAAUUUGACAAAAAUGGCCACUAGACGACAGAAAAAGGUUGCUGAAGAAGAAGGUGCAUUUCAGGAAGAGAGUUCAGAUUCUGAACAAACACCAGUGUCAGAAAUGACUCUUAAAUAUAGACUGGAGAUGAGAAAGUUACAAAUGGAGGAAAGAGAAAAAGAAAAAGAAAGAGAAUUGAGGAGAGAGUUGGAAUUAAGAAGAUUGGAGAUUGAAUUGGAAAAACAGAGGUUAACACUAUCUCAACCACAUAUCAAUACCCAGGAAGGGAAUUCUAGAGCUGAGGCAUCAGACAUGAUUCUGAAGAGAUUCCCUAGGUAUAAUAAAGACGAUGAUGUGGAAAAGUUUUUAAUUUCAUUUGAAAGGUGCUGUAAGGAUUUUGAAGUUAGUGAGGAGAAGUAGAUGAUUUAUUUGAGACCUCAGAUUAGCGGGAAACUUUUAGAGAUCUAUGGGGACAUGUCUGAGGAGACCCAUAGGGAUUAUAAAUUAUUCAAGCAACAGGUGCAGCAAAAACUCCAACUAACACCUGAGUUUUAUAGAUUAAAAUUCAGAACACUGAAGAGAGAAAGAAAUCAAAGUUUCGCUCAGGUGGCAUCCAAGCAAGCACAAUAUUUUGACAGUUGGGUGCGAACAUCUGAGGUAGAUAAUUAUCAACAAUUGAGGGAGUUAAUGAAAUUAGAACAAUUAUUUCAGCUGGUGCCCUCAGAAUAUCGUUGGCUAGUGCAGGAUCGAAGACCAGCGACAGCAGGGGAAGCGGCUGUCAUGGUAGAUCAAUUGAUCACACUGAAAGAAGGAUUUAGGAAAGAUGAGGGACCAAGUGAUAAAAAGCAGUUUAAGCUGCCAUAUUAUCAUUCCCAAGUACGAACGCAGCAGGGGAGAGGGCCUGCAGGAGAAAACACCACCUGGAGGAGGCAGGAGGUAACAGGUCAAGUCAAACCUGAAGAGAAAAUGAAGUGUUUUCGGUGUGGAAAGCUGGGACACUUAAGAUAUCAGUGUAACCUUUUUAAAAAGGACAAGACUUCUUUCUUUGUAAAUAAAGUAGCAGUGGAAACCAAGGCAGAAUUAGAUACUAAGUCUAAAAGCAGCCCUGAAGUAGUGCCCAAAGAGAAACAAUGUUUGUUUAUUUUAUCAAAUAGACCAUCCGAAGACUAUUUAGAGUAUAUUUCUGUUGACAGUAAGAAUAUCCAGGGAUGGAGGGAUACUGGGUCGGAUGUUUGCAUCAUACGUCCAGAAGCAGUACCUCAGAAAUAUCAACAUCCUACCUCAGUAAUUAAUUUAAAAGGCUUAGGUCCUGUAAUACCAACCCAGGUAGUUUCAUUAUCAAUUGAAUACAAUGGUUGGAAAGGAAUUUGGGACUUUGCCAUCAGUUCAGAUAUACCUUAUAAAUGUUUAAUCGGUAACGACCUGGCUAAGGAAGUUAAGAACUGGCAGAAGUUAUGUGAGGAAGAUGAAGAUAACUUCGAAGGCCCUACUCAGGAAGCAAUAUGCUUGCCAAUUCAUCAGGAUGUAGGAGAGGAUCCAGAAUCCAGUUCUAUAAUUACUGAGAUUGUUAACAAGACAGAGGGAGUUAGAGAAAUUCUGCAAGAACAAAAGGCAGAUGAAACCUUAAAACCCUUGUUUAAACAAGCUGAGAAUACACUAGAGUCAGCAGAAGAACAACCCUCUAGAUUCAUUACUAAAGAUGGCGUGCUAUAUAGAGAGAGUAAAAGUCUAAAGACAGCAGGAGAGUCAGAGGUGCAUACCCAAAUUGUAGUGCCAGAGAAAUUCAGAGAACAACUCAUGAGGGUGGCACAUGAUAGCCCUCAGGGAGGCCAUUUGGGUAUCAGAAAAACAACUAAAAGAAUUACAAAGAACUUUUAUUGGCCUGGCAUGUUCCAGAAAAUAAAAGAAUUUUGCCGGUCAUGUGACACCUGCCAAAGACUGAGUACCGGGAGGGAUAAGAUCAAAGCUCCUCUAAUCCCUAUGCCUGUAAUUGGAGAGCCAUUUUACAGAGUGGGAAUCGACAUAGUUGGUCCUCUUUGUAAACCAAGCAAAAGGGGUUAUAAGUACAUACUAACUAUGAUCGACUAUGCUACAAGAUACCCGGAAGCAGUAGCUCUCACCAACAUCGAGACCUCAACCAUAGCUAAUGCUUUGUUAUCCAUUUGGGGAAGAACUGGAUAUCCCAAAGAAUUAGUAUCUGACUUAGGGACCCAGUUUACCUCGAAACUUAUGAAGAGACUACUUGAGUUAUGCGGCAUCAGGCAUCUUACAUCGACGGCCUACCACCCACAAACAAAUGGGUUGGUCGAAAAUCUAAAUAAGACUCUAAUUAAAAUGAUAAAGUCUUAUAGCCAACAGAGACCGCAUGAUUGGGACAUUAAGCUUCAACAACUAUUAUUUGCAUACAGAUCAGUCCCCCAGGAUAGUACAGGCUACAGCCCUUUCGAACUGUUGUAUGGAAGAAAGGCUCGAGGACCGUUAGAUUUGGUUAAGGAGUACUGGGAGGCGAGCCCAGCAGCAGAGCCGGUUCCAGUGGCUGAUUAUCUACGAGAUCUACAGUCAACAAUGCAGUUAGCCAAGGACAUCACACAUGAGCAUCUGACCGCAGCACAACAACGGCAGAAAGACUAUUACGACGCAACAUCUAAGGCGAGAAACUUCAACAUUGGAGAUGAGGUCCUGUUUUUGUCACCUAACAGAACCAACAAACUUCAAAUGGAUUGGUCAGGACCCUGGAGAGUCACCAAGAAGCACAACCAAGUGAACUAUGACAUCUAUAAUGAACAAUUAAAUGUCGAAAGGAGAGUCCAUGUAAAUAUGUUGAAACCUUAUGUUUGGAGAUCGGCUAAUGUGUAUAUAGUAGUGUCAGAAGAUGAGUCCGGUCCCUUUACUUUUUGGGAAGGUGAUCGAGAGCUAUAUAAAAAUUUGGAUCAAGUAGAUAUAAGUAAAGAGUUAACCCAAUCUCAACGGGAGGAGAUUGUGGGAGUUUUAAAUAAAUAUAGUAAAAUGUUUUCUGAUUUACCAGGAAGGGUCCAAGGGGUACAGCAUCAAAUUAAUACCAAUGAUGCAGCUCCUAUAGCUUCCCCUCCGUUCCGAGUGACUGGGAAUAUCAAUGAGUGUAUCGAGAGGGAGGUGAAAGAGAUGUUGGACCUGGGCAUUAUUGUGCCAUCGAAUAGUCCCUGGGCUUCACCUAUUGUGCUGGUUCAGAAGCCAGAUAAAACUAUUAGGUUUUGUAUAGAUUAUCGACUUCUGAACAAGGUGACCCAAACUGAUACAUAUCCAAUGCCACGAUUGGAUGACCUAUUGGAAAGGAUCGGGAGAGCUCAGUUUAUCAGCAGUAUAGACCUUACUAAGGGAUUCUGGCAAGUGCCCAUGGCACCACAAGACCAGCCUAAGACAGCAUUUCGUACGCAAGGUGGGCUUUACGAAUUCUCAGUGUUACCUUUUGGACUAAAAAACAGCCCCGCAACAUUUCAAAGAUUGGUUGACAAGGUCCUUAGUGGCCUAGGAAACUUUUGUGUGGCCUACAUGGAUGAUAUAGGAAUUUUUAGCAAUUCGUGGGAGGAUCACCUAAAGCAUUUGGAUAUAGUAUUGGGCAGAUUAAAGGAAGCUGGCUUAACCAUCAAAGCUUCCAAAUGUAAAUUGGGAAAAAACACCACAAAAUAUUUAGGGCAUUUAGUAGGAGGAGGUUGUAUUCGACCAGACCCUACUAAAGUGAAAGCUAUUCACCAGUGGCCAGUGCCCAAAACGAAAAAACAGGUUAGAUCAUUCCUCGGAUUGGCUGGAUAUUAUCGAAAAUUUAUUCCCUCCUUUAGUAAUCUGGCAGCCCCUUUAUUGGACCUGACCAAAAAGAAGAACCCUAAUAAAAUAAUCUGGACUCCAAAUUGUCAAACAUCCAUGGAUCGGUUGAAACAGGCCAUUACAUCAGAUUCUGUCUUGAAAGCCCCAGAUUUCGAUGAACCCUUCAUUUUGACUUGCGACGCGUCUGACAUUGGGUUAGGAGCUGUCCUAAGUCAAAUUGAUAAGGAAGGUGAGGACAGACCUAUUUUAUUUUUAAGUAAGAAGUGGCAUUCCCACGAAUGCAGUAUGUCCACCAUUGAAAAGGAGUGUUACUCCAUAAUUUGGUCAAUAAGGAAACUCAAACCUUAUUUAUGGGGAAGGAAAUUCACCCUACAAACCGACCAUGCACCAUUGAAAUGGUUGGAUAAUGUAAAAGGAACAAAUAAUAAACUGUUACGGUGGAGUUUGUCAUUACAAGAUUUCACAUACGAAAUCAAACAUGUCACAGGUAAAAGAAAUGUUGUUGCUGAUGCACUGUCUAGAGUGUCUUGAAAAGUUAAAGGUUUUAUUUAUGGUUUAUUCAAUGUAUUUAAUCAUAAUAAGUUUGUGUUACAGUAAUGUGUUUAUAUAUAUAUAUAUAUUGUUAUGCAAUUUUUAAAUUAUUUUUGCCCAUUCUGGGAUUCUAAAUGGCCAAAAAUAAUCUUCUUUGGGUGGAAGGUGUGGAGAAGUCAUAGUUAUUGUGUUUAAUUUUUGUCUGUUGGAGUGUGUAUUUGUGUUUUAGUUAACAGUAGCCAUUUUGGAACAUGAGUAAAGCAGCGGACAUUUUGUUUCAUUUCACAGUGGUUGGGUUGCCAUGGAGAUGAAGCUGGUUAGCUCAUGAGAGAGAAGUGGGCGGAGCCAAGGAAAGGAGAGCGGUUUUUUUAAAAAAAGAAGAGAAGCCAGUUCAGUUGGGAGUUGAGAGUUGGGAGUUGAGAGUUGGGAGUUGAGAGGGGAGAGUGUGUGGGAGAGAAGGAGAGGGUGUGUGUGUGCAUGGCUGUAGGCUUGUUCAGUCAGAAAGUACUGAAAAGAUAGGCCUGGCACAGAAACCUUUAGUCAGGACAGACUAAAGGGAAUCUAGUAAGAUCUCUAGUGGGGAAAAAUAUAGGGAUCUGAGAUUUGAUCGGUAUUGGAUCAAAUUAUUAGUCUUAUUGUAGUGGGGACAUUGUCCACGAAGGAACUCGACUGUGGUUAGGGUUCGCUACAAUUUGGUAACAUCAGUAAGAAAGUGGAAGAAGAUUUACACCAAAGUCUACGGUUAUAGAGUUAUUAAGCCACUUGUCUAUUUAGAGUUAUAUAAGUUAUUCA